Aspergillus aculeatus ATCC 16872 is the source of this 1241-nucleotide messenger RNA. RefSeq lists its product as uncharacterized. The annotation marks the transcript as partial. The transcript has a single exon. NCBI's taxonomy places the organism in Eukaryota, Fungi, Ascomycota, Eurotiomycetes, Eurotiales, Aspergillaceae. The record is from RefSeq and is a predicted model, not a curated record.
GGGGAGGAUAGAAAUAUGCCUCAAGAAUGACACGUUUGUCUUGGGCAUAAAGAAGUGUGUCAUUUCCUCUUGUACCAGUUGUAUUUUACUGCCUGCAAAGCUUUUCUUUUUCUUUCCAAUAUCUCCUAGUAGUUUGGCCUCCGUAACCUUGUCUGGUAGAAUUUUCCGAUCUCGGUCACCUGAUAUCUGUCACGUGCACCCGCCCCAUGUAGUGACGUCGUUUAUGUCGUACUGGAGCUGGGAGCAGCUCCUUCAACACCUCGAACUACAACUUCACAGGGCUCGAUCGCAUUCACAACAUGGACCAAAUUUCAAACUUGGACGGGGAUUCCCCUAAGAGAACGUCAUCCCGAGGGCCGGAGCCAGAAGGUGUCGCUGACAACUCAUCGCAACCUCCCACCACCGCGGCAGCUACCUCAACUGCACCAUCAUACUCCCCCAUCUACGCUACCGCGCAACCCGACGAUAUAGCUUCUCUGCCCGUGCAAACGCCAGCGCCUGCCCCGGCAGCACCUCCAUCAGCAUACACCCCAACACCAACCAGCAUGAGCGACGCCACCAUCCCAAGCUCGAGCACCACGACCACAACCACCUCUCCCCCACCCCCACAGCCUGGAGCUCAUCCCGUCCCAGCUCCUACAAGUUCAGCUUCAGCUUCCGCUUUAGGAUCCUCCAUACCUCCACCCCCCAAAGCAGGCGAGAUCCCCAAUUCAACCGCCACAGCAGCAGGAGUACAACCACCAGCACAACCACCACAAACAACCGCAGCACCAGCGAUAACCGCAAUCACCCCAUCAACAACUAUAUCUACACCCCCUCACCAACCACAAUACCCACCACAACAACUCCCAUACAGCACCACAAUGCAACACCAAUACACCCCCCCAGACCCAGUCCCACCGGCAAUUCCCAACGCAACAACCACCCCCUAUUCCUCCCUCUACCAACCCCCGACAAGCGCCACAACAACCCUCCCCGCCACAACGACCUCGCGCCCGGCGGCGACGGCACUCUCCCAACAACACCCGCUGCACUACGACCCCGGCGUCUCAGGGCGGGUGGAUCUCGACGAGGACGGUGAGGCGGGAAGCAGCAUCGUGGCGAACGCCAAGUCGUGGCUCCGCAGUGCGGGGACCAAGUUGGCCGAGGUGGAGGCGGAGGUGUGGAAGAAGAUUAAUGAUGUGCAUGAUAAGUGAGCCUCUCCUCUUCUUUUCUAAUCAAGAAAGAAUAGUGGGGCGGGG